This is a messenger RNA of Odontomachus brunneus, 6147 nucleotides long. RefSeq names its product serine/threonine-protein kinase N-like (gene Pkn). Gene Ontology annotation, molecular function: small GTPase binding; ATP binding; protein serine/threonine kinase activity. Gene Ontology annotation, biological process: protein phosphorylation; signal transduction. Lineage: Eukaryota; Metazoa; Arthropoda; Insecta; Hymenoptera; Formicidae. The transcript is spliced from 21 exons. The record is from RefSeq and is a predicted model, not a curated record.
GGCCUGAAGUCAGUCGACAGUCCGGUGCGGUGGAAUGUGGUCGCGUUCGCAUUUUGUUUGGCGAGCGCCGCGCAUCUUUCAUUCAUCCACCUGUGUGGUAGUGCGCGACGGCUCGAUUGUCGGCUGCGGCGGUGGCGGUAGCGGCCUCGUCGCCCCAACGUCGUCCCCGUAGACGACGGAAGAUCGCUUUAAUCCGGCCGGGACGGAACUCUCGGGCGCGAAGCGAAGCGAGGUGAGGCGAGACGACGCGACGCGCGUUUGGACAUCGUUUCCUCGGCACGCGCGAAAUGCCGCGGCGCCGUACGGCGACGAGCACGGCGCCGACGCGAGCCACGCAGUGAAAUAUAAUUCCGGCGCGCGAUCCAACGCACCAUGGACCACCACCUCUCUCCUGUCGGCCACGACGCGCACAAAGGACGGAUAGAAAGCAGUGAGUGAGUGAGUGGAAGCAGCGUAUACGAGAGUGCGGGAGCAAGAUGGCGGAAUCGAGCUAUUAUCAGGGUGAUCACAUCAGGCACCCGGUUCUUUACGAACUGUCCAGCAAGUAUGGAGUGGCCAGCAGUGACCAGGUGCCCUUGCCGGCUCGUCUCGACGUGCUUCGGGAGCAUAUACGCCGAGAGAUACGCAAGGAGCUGAAGAUAAAGGCCGGCGCGGAGAAGCUGAGGGAGGUCGCGACCGAUCGCAAGUCCCUCUCCGACGUCGCGACGAUCGUGAAAAAGGCCAACAGCAAGCUGAACGAACUGCAAGCCGAGCUCCAGCAGCUCGAGAGUCAAAUUAUACUGACGCAGGGCCAGCCUCAAUCGCCGCAGCAGAAUCACUCCAACGGUCAAGACACGCCUCUAUCACCGAUGGGGCCUUCGUCGCCGAGUCAGGAAGGUCUAUUCACGGAUCUUCGUCUUCUGUCCUUGGAGAAGCAGCUCAAUAUCGAACUGAAGGUCAAGCAGGGUGCUGAAAACAUGAUACAGAGCUUGACGAGCGGCCAUCGCGACAAGAAGUUGCUGCAGGAGGCUCAACAGAUGCUGGACGAUUCCCGCGCCAAAAUCGAGUUCCUACGGAUGCGAAUCGUGAAGGUGCGCCAAGCGCGGCAGCAGCAACACGCGCGGGGCGACGCGCCGCCGCCGAACGGCGAGGCGACUAGUAACAAAGAUAGGUACGAGCCCAGCUUGGAGCUUGCGUUGGAGGAGAGGGUGGAGGAGCUGCGGCAUCGAUUGCGGAUAGAGGCGGCUGUCGUGGAAGGUGCCAAGAACGUGAUACGUCUUCUACAAAGUGCCAAAGUCGCUGAUAAGAAGGCUCUGACUGAGGUAGGUGCUGCAUUCCAACCAGUCAUCGCAACGGAACUUGGUGCAUCCUCGCGCGACGGACGACUUGAAAUCCAUGAACAGAAGAAGAAUACGGACGGGAGCAGCGCAUCAUCGUCUCCUCUGGUCAGAGGAGAAGAAGGAGAAGCGGGAGGAUCGCUCGGAGGAUGCGACGGUCUCAUGGCGGCGGCAUCGUGGACUGAACGAUAAUGUCUCGCGGUGGAUGACGGCGCGUGAUCGUCGGUGGCCGAGAUGUACAGACGUCAGAGUAAUUCGGACGACGAUGGCUCCCAGGUGCCGCCGUGGCUCGUGCGCGCCGAAGUCACGAUCCGCCGCGGCAACGCGGUGACCUCCGAGACCGUGCGAGUGCCGCCAGGCACUACCACCACCACCGACGCGGCUGGCAUCCGCAUGAUAUGCCGUUGGAACACGAGCGAGACGAACUCGGCGACUGCCACACCGAUACCAGCGCCGGCACCAGCCGCGUCCAACGUCGUGUCCUCGUCGUCGUCACUUCACAGCGGUAGCGACAGCGCCGGUGGCUUCGGCUUUCAACGCGGAAAUAUACUCUUCACGUCCACGCCGCCCGAGAGACCGCCUCAAAGGUCAUCUGCCGGGUCGUACACUCUACCACGAUCUGGUGGCUCGUCCGGAAACGACGACUCCGUAUCGUCCGCGAGAGGCCGAGCUAACAUCACCGACUCCGGCUACAAUAGCGAGCAGUUCUCGCACCCGCACUCGUACUCGAGUCUACCCUCGCGACGACCGUCUCAACAAUACAAUCGCAGAUGCAAGAGCACAUGCAGCAUCGUGCUGCAGUCCACCGCAAGUGAAGGUGCAGACAAGGAUGCGAAUUCUAAGAUCGCUUCAUCACCCGUCAGAUCUCCAAAGACCUCGUCCGCCGACUUUUGGCACCGUCGACCUUCGCACCAGCUGUUCCCGCGAUAUCAAUUCAGCGCGCUGCCCGAAGUAUGCGAGGAUUGUGCGGAGGGUAGCGCCGCGUCGAGCGCCUUCACCACGCACUUUUGCACGCGGGUCGCGGAGAAGAGUGCGAACAGAGCCGCUGCCGCCGCCACUACCACGAUCAGCAAGGACGCUGCUUCGCAAACCACCGACGUCGAAUCCGUGCGCUCUUCGUCGACUGUGAGGAGCGGUAGAAUCAGAAGAAGAUCGACCACUGGUGCCACCUGUCAGUCUGACGAGAAGAAGAAAGAGGAGAUUCGGUCGCCCCCGGCAUCAGUGAGAAGCAGCGGUUCCGCUCCUCCGGCUGAUUCAGAGAAAUCGGAUUCGUCGACGAGAGAAGACAGCAGCAAGCGCAAGUCGCGAACGGUGCAUAUCGACGUGUACUGCACAGGAUCGGACGACGAUCUGACCAGCGACGACCGGACUAGCGACGACGAAUGCAGCACACCGAUGACCGUCUUCGAGAACGAGGACGUGAAGAUUACUCACACCCAAGCGACGAACAACUUGCCGCGCGGAUUUCAGGACGAGAAUGCGUUCCUGAAGCGCACCGCCGAGCGACGAUGCGCGAGUUUCCGAAACGCACCGAUAAGGAUGCCCUCGCUGGCCAGCUCGAAAGGAUACGACAGCGACGAGGUGUUGAGCUCGCUGUACCCGUCGCGAUUCAGCUCGUACAGCGGCAUACAAGACCUCGACUCGGCGCCGUGGUCCGCGGCGUCAUCCAGCACGGCGGUCUCUUACGACUCGGCAACUAUGACAUCGUCGAAGGACACAUUCUCAGACAUCGAAUCCUUAGUCAACAGCAAGUCGGGCUUGACGCCGUGCGACAGCUUUGAGUAUGCGAACUCCGCGGAUCGCGACAGGAUACGGCGGAUGGAUCUCGGCGCGAGAACCGACAAGGACAAGAACAAAACUUGGCGAUCGCCGCAGAUCGAGCGGAGGCAGCUCUUGCGGAACAAGAAGAUGAAGGAGUAUUUAGAGAAGCACGAGAUGGCUUGGUCGUCCGCGGAGAGCGCCGAGGAGUCUGACGAGAGCGGCGCCGUUGGCUGGAGCUUUGUGCCCGGCGACGACAGAUCGCGACUCGCUCGAAAAGACCCUUGUCGCACGGGUCGCAAGGGUCAAGUGGAGGAAUCUAACGUGACUGAUUUAGAUGCGAUGACGGCGGCGGUGGACAGAAACGCCCGAAAGGAACGCCUGCGAGCGCCCGUGGCGACGCACGCUGCUGAUCACGUCCCGUAUUCCAACGUUCUACGUGAUUAUAUCGGCCCGUUCAGCUCGAAGAGUCCAUCUCCUCUUCCCUCUACCAUACCUUCCCGUGUGACCUCGCCCUUCACCACUCCGUACGGGGAACGGACUGAUCAUAUCAUAAAAGCGUCGAUGUUCGGCGCGGCUCAGGCAAGCCUCGCGGAAUCCAGUAGAAAAUUGGACUUACUCAGAUUGUCCCUCGAACUCAGAAGGCAGGAACUACCACCCGACAGCGGUACCGCGGCUCAAUUAAAGAGAGAAUUAGCUAGCGUGCAGUCGGCUAGUCCGGUUCCUGUGACUUAUACAUCGCUACAACCGUUCCGCGGCCCCUUGGAAGGUCGAGCUACGGUCCCCGCUUCAGUAUCGAGAUGUGCCGCUGUCACGGGACAACUAGAGGUAAGAUUAAUGGGAUGUCAAGACUUGGCAGAAGAAGUACCUGGACGUACGAGAAGGGAACAUCCUGCUAGUCCUGAUCUGCGUAGCUUCGUCAAAGGUGUCACAGGUCGCAGCUCAAGCAAAUCGUAUAGUGUAAAAGACGAAACAAGCAAUGAUAUUAUGGCAGUUAUAAAAUUGGAUAACCAAACCGUAGCACAAACUAGUUGGCGUCCAUGUUCUCAACAGGCUUGGGAUCAAAGGUUUUCUAUCGAGCUGGAUAAGUCGAGAGAACUCGAGAUAGGCAUUUAUUGGAAGGACUGGAGAUCUCUUUGCGCGGUGAAAUUUUUACGCUUAGAAGAAUUUAUUGACGACGUUCGUCAUGGUAUGGCGCUACAGUUGGAGCCACAAGGUCUUUUAUUCGCGGAAAUAAAAUUCCUAAAUCCGAUGAUAUCGCGAAAGCCUAAGUUGCAGCGCCAACGUAAGAUCUUUAAGCAGCAGGUUAAGAAUUUCCCGAGGGCCAACCAGAUGAACAUAAAUGUUGCGACUUGGGGCAGGUUGCUCAAACGUUCGGCACCUUCGUUGCACAAUUCCAGGAACUCGGAGAGUCCGCCAUCAGGGCCGCAACCGUUGCAACUUGUAUUCGAUACCUCAAUAGAAGAUAAGCCUGAAACUCCCGGGGAAGUGCCUGAUCCAGAGAAAGGUGGGCUUGGAGGCGCACGGCCCUUAGGAAUGUCAGCAUCGACCAAUAGUCCAAUUCUCCCGCGUCCACCGGAACAUCCGCCUCCACCACCGCCAACCGUUACGAAGAAACCGUCUACGCCUGCACCUGCACCACCUCCGAAACUGGAUCAAGAGUUACAGAGUGCAUUAAGGGAGUUUGAUUUUCUGCACAACGAGGAAAAGGGGGGGCCUCAGGGUGCAAAUUUGAGGCCCCUUGUGACAGAGCCUCGACCUGUGCUGAUUGCACCACCCUCUCCACGCACACCCUCGCCCCAACCUGUCGUCGAGUUUCCUGAGGAUGAGGUUGUAUACGAAUUGCCAGUCAGGCCUUUACAAUAUAGGGACAGUGCCUACGAGUCAAGAAGACACUCUCAGCUUACCGGCAUGACUUUAGAGAACUUCAGGCUGCUUUCCGUACUCGGUCGUGGACAUUUCGGCAAAGUGAUAUUAUCUCAGUAUAGAAACACGGGCGAAUACUUCGCCAUCAAAGCUUUGAAGAAAGGGGAUAUCAUAGCCAGAGACGAAGUGGAGUCGUUACUCUCCGAAAAGAGAAUAUUUGAAGUAGCAAACACGACGCGCCAUCCUUUCCUUGUCAACUUAUUUGCGUGCUUUCAAACUGAGGCACAUGUAUGUUUCGUAAUGGAAUACGCGGCUGGAGGUGAUCUUAUGAUGCAUAUACAUGCCGACGUCUUCGGAGAGCCGCGCGCCGUGUUCUAUUCUGCUUGUGUUGUGCUAGGAUUGCAAUAUUUGCACGAAAAUCGUAUCAUUUAUAGAGACCUGAAGCUGGACAAUCUCCUACUAGACACGGAAGGUUACGUUAAAAUCGCGGACUUCGGUUUAUGUAAAGAAGGCAUGGGAUACGGAGAUAGAACGGGCACAUUCUGCGGCACACCCGAGUUCUUAGCACCUGAGGUCUUGACGGAGACUUCUUACACGCGAGCUGUAGAUUGGUGGGGUCUCGGAGUAUUGAUAUUCGAAAUGCUUGUCGGAGAGUCUCCCUUCCCAGGCGACGACGAAGAAGAAGUAUUCGACUCCAUUGUAAAUGACGAGGUUCGGUAUCCACGAUUCCUCUCUCUCGAGGCGAUAGCGAUCAUGAGAAGGUUACUUAGGAAGAAUCCCGAUAGAAGGUUAGGUAGCAGCGAAAGGGACGCGGAAGACGUCAAGAAACAAGCAUUCUUUAGACACAUUGCUUGGGACGAUUUGCUCCUGAGACGUGUGAAACCACCCUUCGUGCCAGUAAUCCAUUCUGUGGAGGAUGUCAGCAAUUUUGACGAAGAAUUUACAUCAGAGAAGCCGCAAUUAACGCCUCCGAAAGAUCCUCGGCCUCUCAGUGAUUUGGAACAAAGUCUAUUUAAGGACUUCACUUACAUGGCUGAUUGGUGCUAGCUAUAAACAUCCAACAUUUCUCGGCAUUAACUUCUGCAAGCGAGAAUAUUUGCAUGUCGUAAUCCAAGAGAAAUUUUACUUCAUAUUACAUGAAGUUCGCGCCAUUGUAUUGAUAUCGUAUCUUUAUAAGGGCGCGUUUAUCUGAGCAAUAUAUACUAUA